Salvia splendens (bonfire salvia) is the source of this 1900-nucleotide messenger RNA. Its product is annotated as protein MULTIPOLAR SPINDLE 1. Lineage: Eukaryota; Viridiplantae; Streptophyta; Magnoliopsida; Lamiales; Lamiaceae. The transcript has 11 exons. The record is from RefSeq and is a predicted model, not a curated record. Gene Ontology annotation, biological process: male meiotic nuclear division; chromosome segregation; meiotic DNA double-strand break formation. The coding region runs from base 422 to 1564 and encodes 380 amino acids.
UACCAUACGACCAACCUGAGGUUAUGCCUUAGGAGAUCCGUCUCGUGAACCGAUGAGGCGAAACAGUAUUUGAGAUGACUUCCCAACCUUUGGUGUCGACAAAUUCGUCCAUCUCAUGUCGUCGAUAGUAGUUGUAGAAAAGAUCGUUGGAAUCCAUUUCUCGUCACUCUUAAAUGAAUAUGAAAGAGAUAGAGAGAGUGAAGAGUUAAGAAGAGUACGCAUCCAUUGCUCAUGCUCGUCGCCCCACCAUCUCUCGCCCAGAGCUAAGUUAGCACUUUUUUAUCCACAAAUAUAUAGUGGAGGCCAAUUGGCCCAAUCGUUAACUCCAUUCCUCUUCUUCUUCUUCAAUCCCUCUCUUAAAUAUCCAAAUUCAAAUAUCAGCGCUAAUUCCCUCGCUCCAUCAAAUUCUUCUAGCUAACUAAUGGAAAAUUCAACAAUAGAGUUGGAUCCAUCUCUCAAACUUGCUAUAGCGAUGGCCCUAGCUCAUUCCAGGCGCCGGCAGGGACUUCCUCCCUCCGCCACUACUACAUCUGCUCACCACGACGAUUCUCGAGCGAAAUCCGGUGACAAUUCCGAGGCUGAUGUGAUCAAAUGGAAAAAUAAGGCCAAACAGAGGAAAGGAGAAAUUCGUAAGCUGAAAGAAGAUCUGAAGAUUGCGGAAGAAGGGAUGCAACAUGAUCUAUUUCCCCAAAAUAAUUCGUGCAAAUGCUAUUUCUAUGAUAACUUGGGGCAGCUAAGUCCUAGUCACGGAUCCUACCAGGACAGGAUUAAUGAUGUGUUUCACCGUAGAUUUCUGAGACAAGUGAGAUUAGCUAAGAGGAAGAAGAGAAGACAUAAUGGCUUGUUGCUGCAACCUUAUAUAUCAGAUAGGGCUGUUGAAAAUGAAUUGGAGCAAUUGAAAGCUUCAGUUGAUUUUCUCGUGGAGCUUUGUGAGACUUCCUCUGCUACCGGAGCAGAGGAAUCUAAUUUCAAAAAUUGGUCGCACCAGGCUGCUGACUUUAUUCUUGCUGCAUUGAAGGAUUUGUCACUUGGUGAAAAGUUGGAUGAAACCACGAAAAGCAUUGUGAGUUGUUUGAUCAUGCGGCUGAUGCAAAUGAUGUGUAAUGGAUCACAAAAUGAUGAAUCAGUUCCCUAUAGUUUCAGGAUCUAUAUUCAGCAUUUGAUGCGAAAACUUGGAAGCGACCCUUAUAUCGGUCAACACAUUGUUCUUGCAGUUUCUCAGAGGAUUUCUAUGGCUUCAGAAAGUUUACUCUUUAUGGAUCCAUUUGACAAUGCCUUUCCGAAAAUGCAUAGUUCCAUUUAUCUAAUGAUUCAGCUAAUCGAGUUUCUGAUUUCAGACUACUUACUAUCUUGGUCAACUAGGAGAGACGUGGAUUCAAAGCUUCUGGAAGAUUGGGUGGUAUACGUUUUUCGUGCUGGAAAAGCUUUGGAGCUCUUGGAGAGUAGGAAUGCAGUAUACACACUAUACAUGGAUCGUGUGACUGGAGAGCUGACCAGACUUCUUGGUUGGGACCCCUUCCCGCAGAUGCUCAAACCAGACACUCUUGGUAGAUUGUUUGGUUGACUAGUAUGAAGAGAAUGAAACGUGCAAUCUCUCUCGUGAUAGUAGUAAUAUUGGUGGCAUCUGAUUUUCCUCUGCCGACGUCGACUGCUCAUGACAUGAUCUCUGUUGCCCCAUCUUUGCAACAGGAGAGCAAAGAGGCGUUGCCGCUGCUGCUGAGGUCGAGGAAGAUGGUUUUUGUAAACAAGAGGAGGGUUCGCGCCACCAUCCCACGUGGUGGCGCCCGUGGAAGUUCCACGUUUCGCGCCAGCCCGUCUUUUCUGCUUCAAAUUUGUUUUGUUCUCGUUUUCUCUAUGUUUUUUGCUCUCUUCUCUUUAUAGGAAGAUACUGGUUGUGACA